ACAUGCGCUUCCGUGACUGGAGAAAGACUUUCUGUCAGGCAUAACAACACCCCACCUGCCCGUACAUCUCAAUUGGGAAAAAAAAACUAGACAUUGCUGAUGGAGACGACAGUUGUUCAAAGGGAAUCUUUCUUCAAUGACAGCUGCUGGAGAGUUCAAAGUUUUGACUUGACUUCCUGACAGUGGAUCAUCAGGAUUCAGUAAAGGAAAUUCGCCACGAACUAGCUGCUUUUGAAUUGUCCAGCAACAUUAGAUGACAGCUCAGUGAAUCUCAGACGGCUGGUGUUUUUGCUGAUGUGCCCAGAAAAUUAUCUUAAACAAUAAGCAACAGCUUCUACUAUAAAGUGGCACAGCCAUGGGCUUCUGUUUAUCUGCCUGCAAGAUUUUGUGGAGAACAAAGUACUGUGUGCUGCCCGUUCUCUCACUGUUGGUCCUCGCAUGGAUAGCCACCUUUCCAGGUGAAACUGUGAGAUCAGUCUUAGUUUCUUCUGCCACGACACAAACUCUUGUUAAAGGAGACGGUCUGGGGGAUAAACUCCAUUCAACGACAGGAGCGCGUGAUGACCUAAAUAAUCCACCACAAAAGGUCGAUUGCCCCAAGGUCUCUCCUCUGCUGCAGGGAGCCAAGAACCUGUCCUUUGAUUCCUCUCUGACUCUGAACGAUGUGGUGACUGAAAAUGAAAAAGUGAGAGAGGGCGAGUACGAGCCCCCGGACUGUGCAGCGAGGCAGAGCGUGGCGAUCCUCAUCCCAUUUCGCAAGCGGGAAAGACAUCUCGUCUACUUCCUGCAUCACUUGCACCCAUUUCUGCAGAGGCAGCAACUACACUACGCCAUUUAUGUCAUCAAUCAGGCUGGCAAUGUAACCUUUAACCGCGCCAAGUUACUAAACGUUGGAUACUUGGAGGCGUUGAAGGACUACAGUUGGGACUGCUUCAUACUCCAUGAUGUGGACCUUAUUCCAGAAAAUGAUCAUAACUUGUACGUCUGCGAGGACCAGCCCAAACACUUGAUGCUUGCCCGGAACUCAUCAAGAUAUAAGUUGAUGUCCCCAGGUAACUUUGGAGGAGUCACAGCUUUGACCAGAGAACAGUUUUUUCAAGUGAACGGAUUCUCCAACUCAUACUGGGGUUGGGGCUGCGAGGAUGAUGAGCUUUAUGUCAGAGUUAAGCUGCAAAAGAUGACGAUUGUGCGGCCUCCUGAAGAUGUAGCCCGAUAUACCAUGCUGUUUCAUACCCGGGAUAAGGGCAAUGAAAUUAACGAAGACAGGGGAAAGCUGUUAAGGCAAACACCGCAGAUUUGGAGGAAGGAUGGACUGAACAGCUGCUCCUAUAAGACUCUGUCAAUAGACAGACUUCCUCUUUAUGUGAACGUUACUGUGGACAUUGGUAAACCGUAGAGUUCACAUCUGAAACUGAAAAAUCUUGCUGUGGCCAAAAAAACCUCAGUUCCACAUACAAAGUCAAGUUCUUUCCACUGAGUUCAGAAAAAGGUACAAAACCUGUGCUAAUAUGUUAAUACAGAUGGAAACCGGAGGAAACCCCCACACACAGGAAGAACAUGCAAACUCCACUGUUACGACUGUGGUCGUCUGUUGUGUGUGUGUGUGUGUGUGUGUGUGUGUGUGUGUGUGUGUGUGUGUAUCUGCGUAGUUUUUCCUUGCUGUGUCUGUAUUCUGUUUCCCACCAUUUCUGCAUGGAAAUGGCUCUGUGCCGUACCAGAGAGGGGACUGGCUGAUUGGGAGGAGACCGAGGACUGCUGGCAUUACCAGAUGCCAGAGACUCAGAGGGGUGGGCCAUCCUUUACUGCAUGCAAGCAGCUACAACUGCACAGUGCAGAGCUCUGUGUGUCUUUGGAUUAGAGAGUGAGAUAUUGGAGUUUGUUGUUACCUUUGGGUUUAAUUGUUUUCUCAUAUUUAUGUUAGUCAGGGAGGCCAGACUGUGUGAUUCUGUUCUUGUUUUUUUUUUUGCUAGGUAAGUUUUGGGCACGUAAGAAUAGUGUGGAUUUUUGGGUUGUUUAGUUUCACUCACUUUCACUUUAAUUGCUCCUUGUUUAAUCAUUUAUAUUGUAAAUAAAAUAUUCCCUUUGUUAUCUUUCAAAACGUUUUGGUG
Messenger RNA from Salarias fasciatus (jewelled blenny), 2108 nucleotides. Its product is annotated as beta-1,4-galactosyltransferase 4-like. Gene Ontology annotation, molecular function: galactosyltransferase activity. The transcript has 7 exons. The record is from RefSeq and is a predicted model, not a curated record. Gene Ontology annotation, cellular component: Golgi apparatus. Bases 356 to 1396 code for a protein of 346 amino acids. Gene Ontology annotation, biological process: carbohydrate metabolic process. NCBI's taxonomy places the organism in Eukaryota, Metazoa, Chordata, Actinopteri, Blenniiformes, Blenniidae.